AUGGCCGCCUUUACUGCACUUAAUGGGAGUGAAGCCCAGUCAGCAGUCAACCCAAGCGGUAGUCCUACAUCAAAGCCAGCGGAGUCUGAGGAGCGUGGUGGCACUAUAACAAGCCAGGAUCAUAGGACGCCUGCAGAUGGUCUGCCUAAUACACGAGAGCAAUGGUCCGGGGAGAAUGCAGAGAGAGCUGCCUAUCAGGCCACGGACUAUGCUACUUAUGACGGAGUCCAUAAGCGCAAGCGGUCCACAUCCAUAGAACCGCGUAGGGAUGGCCAAGGCCCUUCAGAUGAGCACAACGCCUCCCACCACCGCUCCAAUUCGCAUGAUACAUAUGGACCGCAACAGCGGGGCCGGGAUCACAGACCGUAUGGUGACGAAAGCAGGGAAGAAUCAUGGUACUCGCAGUCGCAGUCUCAAUCACAAAGAGAUGGAAGGAGUACGUAUGACCAGCAGCACUCGGUAGCCUCGCAAAAUGAAGAGCUUGCGGAUAGGAGGGCCCAGGAAGCGGCAGACUCGCAAAAUGAUUACUCGCCCACAAGCCCUGAUGAUGGGGACGAUUCAGCGUACUACGGCGGACCGUACACAUCACAGCAAAUAAGAGAUGGGGCUGUUCAGUCUGACCCGAAGAAGAGAAAGCGAAAUUUCAGCAAUAGAACGAAAACAGGCUGCCUGACAUGCCGUAAAAGGAAGAAGAAGUGCGAUGAAUUGAAGCCUGAAUGUAACAACUGCCUUCGGGGAGGCUUCAUUUGUCAGGGGUAUCCCAACCAGCGAGGAUACCAAAAAGCCGAAGUCAAGCCCAGCGCCGUACCACUUGAAUCGAAAGAUCCGAGUUAUGUUCCUCCUGGCGCUUACGGGAUGCCACAAGCACAGUCCCCUUAUGUCAAUCCACUGCAGCCCCCAUCAAAGCGGGAGCCGCCGCCUCCCUUUCGGGGACCUUCUUUACGAAUAGAUCCACCGCAAGGCAGGGCCAUUCAAUCAGAGGAUGAACAAACUGCGUCUACGAUCCCGACAGCAUCAGUUUUCAGUCCAGACAACAACAGCAACAACAGCAAACUCUCGGCCGUAUCAACUUACACCACUUCUGCGAACGUGUUCCCUACGCCGAUCAGCGCAAUCAGCUCAGGCACCGUGUUUGGAGAGCACAGAGGAAUGCAGAAGGAAUAUCAGAGGAUACCGCCAUUGCAUGACACAAGUCGCACGGAACCAGAGACUCCCCAUCCCGGAAACCCUCUGCCGCAGAUCAACAUUCUUCAUCCCACACGGACUAGUAGUCCCGCUCGGCCACCGCAACUUUCUACAAAUAAUCCACAAGUAGCUGCCCAGCUUGCUCUAUCCCACAAUCACCUGACUUCUGCAAGCAGACUUCCCACACAGAAAGAGCUCAUGCUGCGAGGAGAGUCAUACAAGCCGUUCGAUAAAGAACUUGUAUUGGAACGAGAGAGAUGCAGCGCUGCUUGCUGGAGGUUUAACAACUCAACGAACCCAAACAACGGCGUAUCGGCCACUGAACGCGGCCGGCUAUUUCGCGAAAUCCUGAUGCCCAAAGAUCCGAUACAUCUAUCGCCUACCCAGACUUCGCCUGUAACCAACCAAGGCCGAGUCGGAGUCGAAUGCGUGGUAGAAGCGCCUUUUACGUGCGAUUAUGGCUAUAAUAUAACGAUUGGCGACAACGUAUUCAUUGGGCGAAACUGUACGGUUCUAGAUGCUCGCAAUGUUACAAUUGGUAAGAACGUCUACAUCGGGCCCAAUGUGAGCAUCUUUACCGCCACCCUCAACACCGACUACACCAAGCGCCAAGGUAGCAAAAGCUCUCAGCACGGCAAGCCCAUCAUCAUUGAGGACGAGGUUUUCAUCGGGGGUGGAGUCAUCAUUCUUCCUGGUCGCCGCAUUGGAAAAGGAUCUACGGUUGCAGCGGGCUCCGUAGUUACUGAGGACGUUCCGAAUUGGGUUGUAUCCUCAGGAAACCCUAAUAAAACAAAGAGAGGCGCUGUACAUUAA
Molecule: messenger RNA, 1998 nt
Organism: Truncatella angustata
Lineage: Eukaryota; Fungi; Ascomycota; Sordariomycetes; Amphisphaeriales; Sporocadaceae
Product: nodulation protein L
Exons: 3
Coding region: 1-1998 (665 amino acids)
Biological process (GO): regulation of DNA-templated transcription
Molecular function (GO): zinc ion binding; DNA-binding transcription factor activity, RNA polymerase II-specific; acetyltransferase activity
Source: RefSeq, a predicted model, not a curated record